AUGGUCAUAAAUGGGUCUCACCUGAACAGCUCCACGCCGGACCCCAGUGACACGGUCUUCAGCCGCCCGCCGUGGGUCACCACAACUUUGGGGUGCUUCCUCAUCUUCACCACCGUCGUCGACAUCCUGGGGAACCUCUUGGUCAUCUUCUCCGUGUAUCGGAACAAGAAGCUCCGGAACGCAGGUGAGUGA
Messenger RNA from Menidia menidia (Atlantic silverside), 192 nucleotides. The record is from the annotation of a GenBank genome assembly. NCBI's taxonomy places the organism in Eukaryota, Metazoa, Chordata, Actinopteri, Atheriniformes, Atherinopsidae.